Messenger RNA from Mycotypha africana, 1185 nucleotides. Its product is annotated as 60S ribosomal protein L3. Lineage: Eukaryota; Fungi; Mucoromycota; Mucoromycetes; Mucorales; Mycotyphaceae. Gene Ontology annotation, biological process: translation; ribosomal large subunit assembly. Gene Ontology annotation, molecular function: RNA binding; structural constituent of ribosome. Bases 1 to 1185 code for a protein of 394 amino acids. Gene Ontology annotation, cellular component: cytosolic large ribosomal subunit; ribosome. The record is from RefSeq and is a predicted model, not a curated record. The transcript is spliced from 2 exons.
AUGAGUACAGUUGGAAGUACUGAGAAUUCGUUAAAGUACGAAGCCCCCCGUCAUGGUCAUUUAGGUUUCGGUCCUCGUAAGAGAACCAGAUCACAUCGCGGUCGCGUUAAGGCGUACCCCAAGGAUAAUGCCAAACUCCCUGUUCAUUUAACUGCCUUCAUGGGUUAUAAGGCUGGUAUGACUCACAUUGUUCGUGAUCUCGAACGUCCUGGAUCCAAGAUGAACAAGAAGGAAAUUGUUGAAGCUGUUACAGUCCUUGAAGCUCCUCCCAUGGUCGUUGUUGGUAUGGUUGGUUAUGUUGAAACUCCUCGUGGCCUCCGUUCUUUAACUACUGUUUGGGCUGAACAUCUUUCUGAAGAGGCUAAGCGUCGCUUCUACAAGAACUGGUAUCGUUCUAAGAAGAAGGCCUUCACCAAGUAUGCUCAAAAAUAUGCUGAAGGUGCUAAGGAUAUUAACCGUGAAACUGAACGUAUCAAGAAAUACUGUUCCGUUGUCCGUGUUAUUGCUCAUACUCAAAUUUCUAAGGCUAAAAUCCAUCAACGUAAGGCACAUAUCAUGGAAAUUCAAUUGAACGGUGGUUCUGUUGCUGAUAAGGUUGAAUGGGCUCGUGAGCACUUUGAAAAAGAAAUUACUGUUGGCUCUGUUUUCGAACAAGAUGAAAUGAUUGAUAUAAUCGCUACUACCAAGGGUCAUGGUUUUGAAGGUGUCACUCAUCGUUGGGGUACCAAGAAAUUACCUCGUAAGACUCAUCGUGGUCUUCGUAAGGUUGCUUGUAUUGGUGCCUGGCAUCCCAGCAGAGUUAUGUACUCAGUUGCUCGUGCUGGUCAACGUGGUUAUCACCGCCGUACUGAGAUUAACAAGAAGAUCUACCGUAUCGCCAACGGUUCUGACGCUAAGUCAGGUUCUACUGAAUACGAUUUGACUGAAAAGAAGAUUACUCCCAUGGGUGGCUUCCCUCACUAUGGUGAAAUCAAUGAAGAUUUCGUCAUGAUCAAGGGUUGUUGUGCUGGUGCCAAGAAGCGUGUUAUCACUCUUCGUAAAUCUUUAACAGUGCAUACCAAGCGUUCUGCUUUGGAAAAGGUUUCUCUCAAAUUUAUCGACACCUCCUCCAAGUUCGGUCAUGGUCGCUUCCAAACUCCUGCCGAAAAGCAUCAGUUCAUGGGUACUCUCAAGAAGGAUCUCUAA